This is a messenger RNA of Trametes versicolor FP-101664 SS1, 1263 nucleotides long. RefSeq lists its product as uncharacterized. The transcript has a single exon. Bases 1 to 1263 code for a protein of 420 amino acids. Lineage: Eukaryota; Fungi; Basidiomycota; Agaricomycetes; Polyporales; Polyporaceae. The record is from RefSeq and is a predicted model, not a curated record.
AUGGACAACCACUGGAUCGCGGCAAACCCGCGGAUCAAGGCGGUCUUCGCGACACUACCUAAGAUGGCCCUCCACAUCGAGGAGCUCGUCUUGCAUCCUUGGAGCGUUGACUGGACGUCGCCGACCGCUUCGCUGUUCUCCGGCUCCGCGCCUCGGCUCCGCGUGCUCUCCCUCCACGAGCUAUCAUUCGUCCCUACAGAUCACUUUCCUAACCUGCAAAAACUCUUCAUCACCUUGCAGCGCCCUCCCGAGCAGCCUGAGCUGCUGACUAUGCUGCAAGGGUCACCGAUGCUCGAGCACGUCCACAUCUGGGCGCCGCGCGUCGUACCGCACCCUGGUGGGACUCCGAACGGCCGCGCUGCGAGGCUCCCACAUCUGCGGGCAAUGGUCCUGUGUCUCGGCCACGACACACCGUGCCUCCUUUCUGACCUCGUCUUGCCCCCCAGCUGUCUCGUCCGCCUACAGCUUGAAGACGCUCCGCUGGACGAAGUCCCGCUCUGCCUCGCAGCGCUCGAAAAACACUUGGACGCCCGACCCUUGACGAAGCUGUCGUGGAGCCAGGGUAUCGGCAUGGGCUUCAUGGCUCGCCGCGCGGUGCUAUACGUCACCCUCUGCAACGCUGCCGCAGACGCAGGCCUUCAAAUCGGCGUCUCGUUGCGCGGUUACGUUCGUGCCCGCGAAGCCUCCGCGGACGUCUUCCGCCGUGCCUUCGAUACCUGCCCUCUGUACGCGCACGUCACGAACCUCUCCGUCUCCGCCAAACGCAACCUCGUCGACUUCACCAUCCUCGACAGCCUCCGCUCGCUUACCACGAUCAACCACAUCUUCGCCCCUACUCCGAGCCCGCGUCUUAGCCACAUGGGCGCCCGUACGCGGCGGAGAAGGCGAGAUACGACUCGCGUUCCGUCGCUUGCGCGCGCGGGGCCCGACGGCGCGCUCGCGUGCCCUGCGCUGCACACCCUGUACUUCAUCGACUGCGGCGCCGCCGAGCUCCGAGACGCACGCACAAUCCUCCAGGCCCGGAAGGCGGCUGGGCUGCCGCUCGCGCGACUCGGUGUCGACUGCAGCGCGCGCUUCCGGGAGGACGCCCGCGCCCUGAGAGAGCUCGUGGAUGAGCUGGACGUCGCGAUUACCGACGAGCCCGGGUACGAGGAGUUCAAAUGGAGAGCGGGCGAGCCGGAGGGAGGGUGGCGCAGUCAUUCGGCGCGGGCGCGCUAUGAGUGGCCUCGUUGGUCUGAAUUCCGCGAGUUUAACGAUUUUUAG